Molecule: messenger RNA, 3205 nt
Organism: Myripristis murdjan (pinecone soldierfish)
Lineage: Eukaryota; Metazoa; Chordata; Actinopteri; Holocentriformes; Holocentridae
Gene: twnk
Product: twinkle mtDNA helicase
Exons: 7
Coding region: 275-2452 (725 amino acids)
Biological process (GO): mitochondrial DNA replication
Cellular component (GO): mitochondrion
Molecular function (GO): ATP binding; single-stranded DNA binding; 5'-3' DNA helicase activity
Source: RefSeq, a predicted model, not a curated record
UGAACACGUCUCAGUUGAUAAAAAUACAAGAUGGAACUCAGCUUCAUUCAGUGUACAGUAAAAUAUUAGACAGCUUAUAUUUUCGCUUCAUAAGACACGAGGAGAUAUAUUUGCGCCGUUUUGUGCAUGUAUUAUGAUAAUUAGUAAAGCGGCACCUGUGACGGUGCGGUUCAGCCGGACUUGUUUUGGAAGCGCACCGAAAGCCCGGGUUGGAGAGUGAAGCAUGGAGGAAGACACAUGAGACAGAGAGUUGGAUGUCUUAAACAGGUAACCGAUGUGGAGGAGCUUGCUGCUGAAGGGCACCUCCUGUCUCCUGCAGGUGGCAGCCCGAGGCUCCGUAAAGCUGCUCCACCAAAGACGUUAUUCAUCCGCCUGUGUGAGUCUCUUAACCCAGAGGCUCACUCACAGGCUGGCUUCAUGUUUCCUGCACGGACAGCUAAGGGGUCCAGGCUGCGCGCCGCUCACUGCGACCAGAACGUACAAAAAGGACACCAAGUCCACCAUAGACUUCCCCGCGAGCCACGUCACAGUCACAGACAUCAAACAGUAUCUGCGCUCCAGAGAUAUUCCAUUCCACGAUGGGUACAGCUGCCUGCACACCCCCAGCAUCUUUUUGGAGCCGGCCGCCAGGAAAGACAGCUCUCUGUUCAUCGACAAAACCACCGGCCAGUUUCUCUGUAAAGACACGCUGGUGGAAGGGAGCUGGGAGGACCUGCAGGACUGCCUGGAGGUGAUGCACAAGGAGGGCCGGGACUUCCUCAGUCCACAUGUGCUGCUGGGAUAUCCAGAGAGUGUGGAGGAGCAGGAGGAGAGAGAGAGGGAGCUGAGGGAGGUGCAGAACAUCUGGUCCAGCUCUGUGCCUCUCUCUGACGUCCUAGAGGAGGAGGCUCAGCUGAUAAAAACCAUGUUUCAGAUCACUAAGGUCUCUAACGCCACCCUCAAGAGGUUUGGAGUGAGGCUCUUCAAGCCCACCAAGAGCCUGGUUUUCCCCUGGUUUGGAGGACCGACGGCCAGCUUGAAGGGGCUCAAGCUCCUGUCCGCCCAAAGCACCGAGACUGGAAAAGUGACUUACAACGAAGCCACAGUCCCCAAAUGUAGCUCCUACUACAACCUGUUUGGGCUGCCUCUGGUGGGCCGUAUGGACUCUGAGGUGGUGCUGACAGGUCAUGAGCUGGACACGCUCUCUGUGAGCCAGGCCACGGGACUCCCCUGUGUGGCUCUGCCUCGCGGGGUCAGCUGCCUUCCUCCCAUUCUUCUGCCCUACCUGGAGCAGUUUAAGCGGGUGACUUUGUGGCUGGGGGAUGACAUGCGCUCCUGGGAGGCGUCCAAGAUCUUUUCUCGCAAGCUGGGGCUGAAGCGCUGUGCCUUGGUGCGGCCGGGAGAGUACCACCCACGCCCGGUGGAGGCGCUGGCCCAAGGAAAGAACUUAAGCCGCAUCGUCAAGACGUCCAUCCCAGCGGCUCAUAAGUCCAUAGUGUCCUUCAAGCAGCUCAGGGAGGAUGUUUACGGGGAGCUGGUCAACACAGAGCAGGUGGCGGGGGUGAAGUGGACAAGGUUCCCAGAGCUCACCAAGAUCCUAAAAGGCCACCGGAAGGGGGAGCUGACGGUCUUCACAGGUCCUACGGGCAGUGGGAAGACCACCUUCAUCAGUGAGCUGGCCUUGGACCUUUGCAUGCAGGGUGUCAUCACCCUGUGGGGCAGCUUUGAGAUCAACAAUGUCCGUCUGGCGAAGAUCAUGCUGACCCAGUUUGCCAUGCAGAGGCUGGAGGAGAACUUGGAGCAGUACGACUUCUGGGCUGACAAGUUUGAGGAGCUGCCACUCUACUUUAUGACUUUUCAUGGGCAGCAGAAUAUCAAGACGGUGCUUGAUGCCAUGGAGCAUGCUGUCUACCUCUAUGAUAUCAACCAUGUCAUCAUCGACAACCUGCAGUUCAUGAUGGGACAGGAGCAUCACACAGUGGACAAGUUUGCCGUCCAGGACCACAUCAUCGCUGCGUUCAGGAAAUUUGCCACCAACAGCAGCUGCCACGUCACUCUGAUCAUCCACCCCCGGAAAGAGGAGGAUGACAGAGAACUGCAAACAGCAUCCAUCUUUGGAUCUGCUAAGGCCAGCCAGGAAGCAGACAACGUGCUCAUCCUGCAGGAGAAGAAGCUGGUCACCUGUCCAGGCCGCAGGUCCCUGCAGGUGACCAAGAACCGCUUCGACGGAGAUGUGGGAAUCUUCCCCCUGGAUUUCCUCAAGUCUUCGCUCACCUUCACCACCCCCAUCAAGGGCAAGCAGAGGCUGAAGAAGGUCAGCAAGCCGGAAAACGAGGAGGUCAAGGAAGACAACAAGGUGGUGAAGAAGGAAGAGACAAGUGCGAAGAAAGAGAAGGCAGAGAAAGCCGCCAAAACAACGAAAACACGAGUGGUAAAGACUCCUGCAGCAGGAAAGGAAACGACGCCAAAGUGAACAUGUGGAUCAUCAGUACAAUAUUGGUCUUUACUGAUAGUACAGAAGAAUCUUUUUCACCACGUUACCAUAAUAUUUGAAGGUCAGACGAGAAAAGGAAAGCUGAUCCCUGAAGCCAGCACUGGAUCCAUUAAUGAUGGUGUUAUGUGAUAAUUAUGAGAUGAUGAUUUUUGAUAAAUAGCGUCAGACAGAUGGCUUAUGUUCGUAAUACAAUAGAGAGUUAUAUGUUCUAUGGUGGUAAUGCAUAUAUAAAUAUGCAGUAUAUAUGACUGAAUGUGAUAUGAAAUAACAGCUCUGGUAUUAGUUAAUAAUAAAACAUAUAGUUAGACCCGAAGAAGUCCGUUUAUUAAAGAUGAAUUUCAUAAUGGAAUGAAAUACGGAGAAUUCACCCAGCAUGUAGAAAGAGGCCGCGGAAGUAUUAGUCUUUGUUAAAGCUGAACGGUUUAAUCCAUGUUGGACCUUUGUACAGUUUCUAAAGCUUUUGUAUACAGCCCUCACUGUAUGUUACAACUGACAUGUGGAUGAAAUUUCUCAUGUAUUUAAAGUUCAUACACUACUGUGAUUCCAAGAGGUUUUCUGUAUUUCAUGAUGAAACACUCUGUCCAUGUCCAUCUGUCAGGAUGGUGUAAGCACUUACACAUUGCCAUAAUGUGCUUUCUACUGUUUUUGUUUGUUUGUUUGUUUGUUUUUUUAACACUGUUGAAACUUGAAACUUGAACGAGAAGCUUUUCUUCAAUUAAAAUACCUGUGAUA